Molecule: messenger RNA, 711 nt
Organism: Gadus morhua (Atlantic cod)
Lineage: Eukaryota; Metazoa; Chordata; Actinopteri; Gadiformes; Gadidae
Gene: smad9
Product: SMAD family member 9
Biological process (GO): regulation of transcription by RNA polymerase II; transforming growth factor beta receptor signaling pathway; anatomical structure morphogenesis
Cellular component (GO): heteromeric SMAD protein complex
Molecular function (GO): RNA polymerase II cis-regulatory region sequence-specific DNA binding; DNA-binding transcription factor activity, RNA polymerase II-specific; I-SMAD binding
Source: RefSeq, a predicted model, not a curated record
UACGAGCUCACCAAGAUGUGCACCAUACGCAUGAGCUUCGUCAAGGGCUGGGGUGCGGAAUACCACCGCCAGGACGUCACUAGCACCCCCUGCUGGAUUGAAGUGCACCUGCACGGCCCCCUGCAAUGGCUUGAUAAGGUCCUGACUCAGAUGGGCUCCCCUCAUAACCCCAUAUCUUCCGUGUCAUAACACACCAACACACUCAUACACACAGGUAAACACACACGUAAGAUGUGUCUGAAAUGGCUUCAUGGUUUUUGGUUAACCAGUGUCCCAGUACCAAUAUCAAAUUUGGUGUCGAUUGUAGGGCAUUUGAAAUAUCCCAUGAUGCACACCGAUGUGAUUUGGUGAACACCUGAGCUCCCUAGUUAAAGGUGAAUAGUGAACAUUGGUGCUUCAGGUCAGACGUAUGAAAGUGUUGGUAAAAGAGACAAGGUUUGAUAUGCAAUUGUGACGUGUAUCUUAGUACUACUAUUCCAUUCUGAAUGGGCCGCUUCUCUCAUUUCACAGUAGGACUGUUCUUUCAUUUCAACAGCAGUAUGUUACAGUGUGUGUGCUUCUUCUCGUUUGCUCUCGUUUGUACUGAAUGCACUCCGAGACAAAGAAAUGGGAUAACAUGUUGGUACGAGGUCUGUUCAACUGUUUGUAUGUGAACUUGUGUAUGAUAUACUAUUUGAAUAUGUAUAAAAUACAUGAACCGAUUGCUUUUUA